Messenger RNA from Stylophora pistillata, 2413 nucleotides. Its product is annotated as histamine H2 receptor-like. Gene Ontology annotation, molecular function: G protein-coupled receptor activity. Gene Ontology annotation, biological process: G protein-coupled receptor signaling pathway. The record is from RefSeq and is a predicted model, not a curated record. Lineage: Eukaryota; Metazoa; Cnidaria; Anthozoa; Scleractinia; Pocilloporidae. Gene Ontology annotation, cellular component: plasma membrane.
AUUAGAUUUUACAUCUUUCUAUUCCUUCUAGCGUGUUGGGUCUCAACAGGCAUUUUCACCUUUGGUUAAACAGAGCUAUGAUGAGCCAAACGUCAAGUGUACAGAACGACUCUCGGUUUGACAACGUUUCUACCGGUUUGGCGCUAAAAAACUUCUCAAAAUCAGAUGACGAGUUCGAUGACAUGAGCGAAGGUCGUUUCCAACCUGCUGUAGUCGUUCCAGCGAUUGCUUUGGCGACAUUCAUAGUCAUCACUAACAGUUUAGUUUUGAUCUUGGUGGCAAGGAAAAUAUACUUGAGAUCCAUCACCAAUCUACUGCUAUGUAGCCUGGCCUUAUCCGAUCUCCUCACAGGCCUGGUUUCUGUACCACUAUUUAUGACGUGUAACAUCAUCCGUGGAUUAGCAGUUUGCCUCACAGAAGAGCAAUUGUCUCGGUUCAUUUCAGCGUCGAUUGUGACUCAUCUAAUGUCUGUUGUAAUUGACAGAUAUCUGGCAAUUGUACACCCUUUGCGAUACACUUCACUGGUAACACUCUACAGAUGUACAAUGGUUUUCAUCUGUAUUUGGACAAUAUCGGCUGUCACUUCAUUGGUACAACUAACAUGGCUCGACCCGUUCAACCACGAUCCACAUGAUGAUCUUUCGGAAUCCUUCAAGAGAGCAGAACUCAUCUAUGAUAUACUCUUUCUCAUUCUGUUUUUUCUGAUUCCUUUGUUGUUCAUGUGUUUUACCUAUGCGAGAAUAAUCUUUGAGAUAAUUCGUCAAAGUAGCAACAUCCAGCGAGAAAGUAUGCCUGGCUUACAAAACACCAGGAGGAGAGCUAGGAAUCGUCAUGAGUGGAGAGCCAUUGCAAUCUUUGCCGCCAUGAUUUUCGUUUACAUAAUCUGUUGUCUGCCUUAUUUUAUACUUCGUCGAUUCGAUUUGUCAGAGUUGCCAGUGACUUUUAUACUGGCUGUCGUUUGGUUGAGGUAUCUUGUGUCACUGUUAAACCCCUGUAUGUACAUAUUUGGCAAAAAAGAUUUCCGCCGAGCUCUGAUAGAACAUGUGCGACCGACUAAGCUGCAGCAAAAUUCAUCGACUACGCAAUCAACCGCAUUAAAGACUACUGUUGACGCCAACGAUUUCUAUAGUAAGAGAGGUGGAGGUUACUCGGAAAUAGGCAAAAGAGAGACAACUACUGCGAUCUGAAAGAUGUCUAUUAAACACUGAAUAUGAAUCGUGAUGCUCACUACUAGUUUCCAUAUAUAAAUGCGUGCCGUGCCUAGAUUUAAUACGACUACACAUGGAAAGCAUUCCGUCUGAUACAUUGGUCCAGAGUUGUGGAGUCUAAAACCCAAAAAUGUAAGAGACCUUGCUGCAUUAUCUGUAUCUAACAGCGUAUUAGAAAGCUUGAUUUAAAUUCCUUACUGCAGGGCCGAUGCUCAUCGUUCUGAAAAUAUUUUAUGUCGUACAUAAUAGACACUUUAGUAUUUUAUUAAGUCUAUGCACAUGUAAUAAAAUAUUAUCUACUACGUACUCGUUUUAUCAAUUGUAAAUAGUGUUAUCAAUUUUAAUUCUUUAUUUUAAUUUAUUCAUAGUGUCCCCAUUUAGUGGUUUCUUACUGUUAUUUCAGUUUGACCCUUAAGUAGAGGUAUUCGUUCAUUCAUUCAUUUAUUCGUGUAAAUAAGUUAAGAAAUUAACGUGUCUCACAAAGGUAAUACCCUCCAGCUGAUUUGCUUGUCUUUUCUCGUCAAUUCAAUACACUAUCCAGGCUGGAUAGUAUUAUUUUGCGAUAUAAGUAGAAGCUAGAUCAAAACUUCAUUGAUAGUGAGAAUAGGUAUUCCGGUCAGUUGCCGAGAAAAGAAAUAUUUGUAUUGAAUCCGGCUCCAAGGAGUAAGCUCCAUCAGAACUAGUUCUUUAAAACUUGCAUUGUUUUAGGAUUAUUGACCUCACAAACACUUGAUGAGGUGGCGAAUGGCCCGUUGAAAAAUUUUGGUUCCUGCAAACAACAUCUCUGAUCAAAAAAACUCUUGUCGGUGUGAAAGUCUAGAAUUCCUCUGUUCAAAUAUUUCUGAGUCUGGGAUUUGUUUUUGUGAGUUAUCUUUAUGAGCCCCGGUAACCUGUGCGAUUGUUUUCAAACUUAAAAAUAUUGCAACGUGGAAGAUACGUCUAAAGCAUGAUUUCUACAGAGGAGAAUACUCUUCACGGCCUUUGUCUUUUUCAGUAUUUAUUCAAUAACAUAUUUCAAGAAGUUUCAGGUUUGGCUGGCCUGCUCUCUAGACUUUAUACAUCAGGUUGAACGAGGCGAUUGCCGAGUGCAACUGGCUUUUUGAAUGUUUAGCAAACCUUAUAAGUGUUGAUGUAUUAGCGAUUAUUAAAAACUAGAUAUACCAUAAUCUACAAAUAUGGUUAGCGUACGUGUCAGCUUAAAAUUA